Messenger RNA from Plectropomus leopardus (leopard coralgrouper), 5735 nucleotides. NCBI's taxonomy places the organism in Eukaryota, Metazoa, Chordata, Actinopteri, Perciformes, Serranidae. The record is from RefSeq and is a predicted model, not a curated record.
UCAGACCGGUACCGACGGGACCGACGGAACCGGAGAGAGAGCGGAUCAGGAGGCUCGGUGUUCGGUUCCUGAGGAGGAGGUGACUCAGACUGCGGACAGAUAGGAGCAGCAGGAGCAGGAGGAGCAGAGGAGGAGGAGGUGUGAUCCUGCGGGACUCUCCGCCUCCUCCUCCCCGCGCAGGGAGCGCGCCGCGCGGCUCAGCAGAGGCGUGACGCGCCGGAACCGCAUCCAGGAUGGCAGGUCCUCCUGACGGGCCCUCCGUUCUCUGUACUGAGCUCUGAGUGGCGGCCCUUUGAGGACCAUGGACCCUGUGACCCUGCUGGGCCCCAGCUCCAGGACCGGGACCAGGACCGGGACCAGGACUGGGAUGGAGCCCAGGACCUCAGUGUGCAGAUGGACCCUCGGUGGGAUCCUGCUAGUGGCUGGCACGCUGGUUUCCAUGGUGACAUCCAGCUCAUCUGCUGCAGGUGUUCGGGACUUUAACAGGACAGCCGAGUCUCCAUCACAUCCUUUGUUACCCUCCCCCUCUCCCCCCUCCGGCCCCCAGGCCCCCAGCCCACUAUCAGACCCUGGUUACCAUGGUAACAGCGGAGGCUCGGCUGAGGACUCGGACUCUGGUGCUCAGGGGAUCCACCUCUUGCUGAGACCGCCAGACCUCCUGUCCCCAAGCCUCCCACCACCCCUGCCCCCCCACACCCAGCCCACCCUCACCCCUCCUCCCCCCUGGGAGCAGGGCCCCUCUCUGGAGGAGGCCUGGGGUUCCGGGGACUACCUGGAGACGCUGUCCUUCAUGGUGCCCGACGGCGAGGAGCUGGCCCUCGCUACGCCUCUGCCCAACCAUCCCUUCGAGCAGGACGCUGGCGGGGACUGGGUCUCCUACGACACCGCCUUCCCAACCCGCCCCACCGUCCCCCUCUCCUCCCGCCUCCCCUCCCCCUCCUCCUCCACCCUGGGCAUCUCCCCACACACCCGCCCCGCCCACUCAGACGUCUUCCCCAGCUGGGACGAGGACUAUGACCUGGAGGACAUGAUGCCGCUGGAGCCCACCGAGCUGCUGCUGCCCGACAUGAAUAGCAUGGAGUAUUACACCAACCUGCUGGCCCGCCAGAGGGAGAGGGAGGAGCGCGAGAGGGAGGAGCGGGAGAGGGAGGAACGCGAGAGGGAGGAGCGGGAGAGGGAGGAGCGCGAGAGGGACCAGGACCAGGACCAGGACUGGGUCAGUCAGACCGACUCCAAACCCCCAAUCACACCCACAACAACUCAAACCCACCUCCCCCCUUCGCCCCCGUCCCCGAGCUCCGGUCCUCCUGCAGAGCGGGAGCCCAAACGUCCCCCAGAAGGGCCCACCCCUCCCCUCACCCUCUCCCCCACUCUCACAGGUGAGGAGAGACCCCCUCCCCGUCCACCACCUCAAGACUUCCUCCUGCUCCAAAGCCCAGAGACCACAACGAAGACCACCAACACCACCACCAAGGCGACGACCACGACCGGGCAGGUGCCUCCCCCGCCCCCGCUGGGACCACCCACCCGUCCUGACAGAUCGGAGAGGCCUGCAGUGGUCACAGAGAAGCCAGUGAAGGCUCCGCCCACCAAGACCACCAACACCACCACCAAGGCGACGACCACGACCACCCCCGUCACCACCACCACCACCCAGAUCACCGCCAUCAGCCUGACCAGAGCGCCCCCCGUCACCACGCCCAGAGUGGCCCAGACCCCGCCCACCAGACAGUACCUGUGCAACGUCACCAAACCUGAGAUGUACCUGGUCAGAGUCGUGAGUUCAAAAGGGUCAUCAGCAGGUUUCACUCAAGUCAGAGAUCUUCUGAGGAGAGACUUCAACCGAUCUGUGGAGCUGCAGUUCUUGAGGACGCCGUCCAGUUUUGCUUUUCGUGUCGUGUCCGGACCGUUGAUCUUCACCGCCAUGUCCGUCAUCAACGCCCUCCGCCAGGCACCCCGCGGCUCCGGCCCCAUUCCCACCGUGUCGCCGCUCUACACCGUACCUGACCUCAGGUACCAGAUCCACUCCGUGCUGCAGUUUGUCCCAGCCCACGUCGAUGUCAGAGUGUGUAACUUCAGCGAACGCGUCGAGAGAGGACUGAUGAUGGCGUACACCGAGACCCGGAGACGAUCGCACGAGGCCGGAAAUGUCACCGUACAGCUGCUGAACAUCACCAUGGGGAUGCGGACAGCGGUAGCAGCUGUGGCAGCGGCUGAGGCGGCGGCGGUGACGACGGAGCAGAAGGUUUCUGUCGACAUCAUCUUUGCGGUGCGUGAUGGGCGGGACUUCCUGCUGGGGUCUGAGGCCAGUGAACACCUGAGGAAGCUCAGCCUGGUGGAGUUCAGCUUCUACGUGGGAUACCCCGCCCUGCAGAUCGCAGAGCCGUUCCAUUACCCGGAGCUGAACACAUCUCACCACCUGCGCUCCACCUGGGUCCGUACAGUCCUGUUGGGGGUUCAGGAUCAGCUGGUGGCUGAGAGGAGUUUUAAAGCUCGUUUGGAGAGACGUCUGGCUCUGCUGCUGGAAGAGGGCCUGCAGGCCACCAGCAGGAGGCGCUGGAGGAGAGCGACAGCCGUUGCCAACAACAGUCUGCAGGUGGUUCGGGUGGCAAGGCUGUCGGGCGUGGAGCGUCCCUUGGAGGUCUUCUAUUUCGUGGAGGGUCCAGGUGGAGAGCGGAUACCUGCCGAGGCCACGGCGGUCACCCUGAACCGUCUGGACCUCCAGAGGGCCGCCAUCGUACUUGGACACCGAGUCCAGAGACCGCUCGCCCAACCGGUGGAGACGCUGUCCGUCCCCCCGGCGGAGACUCAGAGCAGCAGUAUCUGGCUGAUCGUGGGCGUGGUCGUCCCCGUUCUGCUGGCCGUCUUCAUCAUCAUCAUCCUCUACUGGAAGCUGUGCGGCUCCGAGAAGCUCGAGUUCCAGCCGGACGCCAUCAACACCAUCCAGCAGAGACAGAAGCUGCAGGCUCCCAGCGUCAAAGGCUUCGACUUCGCCAAGCUGCACCUCGGCCAACACAGCAAGGAUGACAUCAUGGUGAUCCAGGAGCCUGGGCAGCUACCCGCCCCCGUGAAAGAGGCCACGCCCUCUGAUGGCGGCGACCUCAACACGCCCAAAUCUAAAGGCUCGUCCACCAAGGCGGCACGCUCCAGCCGCCGCCGGGGCAGGCUCAGCCCGUCAGAUGGCGACUCGUUAGGCAGCGACCAAUCAAGUGGCAGAGAAUCAGCAGAGGAGAGCACCCGACCUGUGGCCACGCCCAGUGACGGGAAACAGCACAGGAAGACGCCCAAAAAUGGGAGGAGCAAGAUGGGCAGUGCUCCGGACGAGCUCCUCUCCUCGUCCUCCAUCUUUGACCACGUGGACCGCCUCUCCCGCGGCUCCUCUGAUGGCACGCGGCGGCAGGCCAACAAGGUGCAGCUAAUCGCCAUGCAGCCGCGCCCAAGCCCACCGCCGCUGCACGCCCCGCCCCACCCGAGCCCCACGCUCACAGAGAAGGUCAGCACAGAGGUGGCGCUGAGGCACAAGUCGGAGAUUGAGCACCACAGGAACAAACUGCGGCAGCGCGCCAAGAGGCGGGGCCAGUGUGAGUUUCCCUCCAUGGACGACAUCAUGGAUGCGUUCGGAGACGGCCCAGUGCAGAGUGAGGUCGCACAGCGCCUCUACAGCUCCGCCCACGACCACAUGGACUGCAUCCUGCAGGCCGAUGCCCACUCCCCCCCGACCCCCAACGACUCCAGGAGGAGAGGGCGGCGCUCUCCCCGAGGUCGGCGGGCUCAGCCGGGACCUGGAAGUCUUCCUGACACAGACAGAGACCGACUGCUCACCGACCACAGCGCCACCUACAGGAAAUACCCUGGACUCAACAACGUGGCCUACAUGUCGGACCCCGACCUGCCCCCGGACCAUGGCAGCCCCUCCCCCACGGCAGGGCUUACCCCGCUUGCCCCGGCCCCGCCCCCCUACAUGCCCCCACAGCCCUCCAUCGAGGAGGCACGGCAGCAGAUGCACUCCCUCCUGGACGACGCCUUCGCCCUGGUGUCGCCAUCCUCGCAGGGCAGCGCCGGGGUAAGCGGGGUAAGCCCUGCCCUGCCCAGCCCCUCCCCCCAGGCCCGUCCCCCGGGCCGGCAGUGGGGGUCUUACCCAGCAGCCCCCUCCCAUAGCCCCUUCUCUGCAAGAUACGCAGAGCUGGGGAUGUCGCCUACGUCGGUCCAGGGUCUGCUGCAGAGGCAGGGCCUAAACUCAGGAGGGUAUGUUUCCACUGGAGACCAGCUGCAGGAGUCGGUUUACUCCAGCAGGGGGCAGUACGAGGACCCCCCCUCCUCGUCCAGACCACGACCUGUAGGGGGCAGCACAGGUGCACAGCUCCACCACCUGACCCAGGUGGGUUUGUCCAGUCAGAUUGGAGCUUACCCUGGGGUGGGUCGCAGCAUGUCCGGUCCGACAGGCUCCAGCUGGAACCAGCAGCACUCAGACCAGGACCUGUCCAGACCAGGAGCCAGCAGAGAGAGUGUGCUGUCGUUUCCUGAGUUCUCUUCCUCCUCUGUUUUCCAGAUGCCCAGCUCUUCGUUGCGGGACCCGUCAGCUCCACCUCUCCUCCUGACCUCACCGACUCCAGAGUACCCACCGGAGGAUGCCUCGCCCUCCGCCCACACCUCUGCCUCCCUCAUAAAGGCUAUCAGGGAGGAACUGCGACGUUUGGCCCAGAAACAGGCUGCGGUUACCAGCUACCCUUAGACUGGUCUGGACCUGUUUGGAUCAGGACUCAACUGGUUUCAGCUACACAGAGCCUGUAGAGACUGGAUUACAACCAUAAAUCUUACUGAUCCACACUCUGGACACUCUCGAGCUAAUCUUCGCUUGUGACACUGAACCCAAACUGACUCUGGACCACAAUCCAUAUCUGAGGAAAGACAGUGUCUCCUCAGUGAAAGACCUCCGGAACUUUACAGGGUCCCGUCCGUCUGUCCAUCAUCCUUCAGCUCAGUGUUUCAUUAAAUGGAAGUUUGAAUGUGAGUUUCUUCACGUUUUCAUUAAAGUGCUUCCUGGCAUGGAUCAUUUGAUGAUCAUCCAUCCCGGAGCGGACCGUCCUUCCUGACCCUCUCACAUGGAUUGUCCCUCCAAAGUGGACGGUCACUUCUGACCUUCUGGAGGAGAUGAUCCAUCUUGGAAUUCAGUUUGAGAUUCUCCUUUCGGGACUUUUGAAGCAGAUCACUGGACUGUCCUAUCUAGCGUUCUGACGUGGACUGUCCCUCCUGAACCUCUGGAAUGGAUCUUCAUCCCCUGAUGAUUUGGUGUGGAAUGGCUUAACUGAACUUCUGGAGUGGCAAUUUAUUCCCGAGAAUCUGAAGUGGAUCGUCUCUCCUGACCUUCCAGAAUGAAUGAUCCUUUCUGAGUUCGUGAGUAAACAGUACCUCCUGACCCUCUGGAGCUGAUCAUUUCAGAAGAUUGUCCCUCCUUGUCUGGAGCAGAUCAUCUCCUCUGACUGUCUGGGUGGAUCAUUCUUCCUGGAGUUCUGGAGUGGAUUUAAAAUCCUGAAGCCACUCAUCCCAUCAGACAAUCUGGAUGGAUCGUCCUUCCAGAUCUUCUGGACUCAGUUGUCCCAGAAGAUCAUCCUCUCUGGACUUCUGGAGUGGACUGUCCUUCCUGGACUUCUGGAGCGGAUGAACUUAUGCAGUGGACUAAUCCUUUUGAAAUCCUAAAGAGACUUGUCCCUUCUGAUAGUCUGGAUGGAUCAUCC